AAAUUUCACUUUUCGCAUCUGCGCCCACUUAAGUUUCUUUGCUGCUUCCUUAGCUUGUCUUGGAGCUCUGAGUGUGAUGGAGGCUGGAGAAAUUCUGCGCCAAAUUUAUUCUUUCAAAUGCGAGGUUGACAAGGUCAAUGAGGAAAUUGGGCUAACUAUUCGGAAUACAAGACAGAUAGAAUGUGAGAUUAUAAAAUGCUCCGAAAUUGAAAGGAGUUGCUUCAUGAAAGAGUCUGAAUUGGCAAAGAUGGUGUCAAUUGCAGAAUUUGAGCUGAAUGAUUUGAUCCCACUGGCUGCUUCCAGAAAGACCUCUGCUGAACAGAUAGACAAAGAGCUAGAAAUGCUUAAAAAGAACAUGGAUGAGACCAAACAAAGAAUCUCAGCCAAGAGGGAGAAAUUCGUUGAACUAUGUGAUAGUUUCCAGAAUGAUAUUGGGAAAGGGAAUAAUGAUGAGUUAACUAUAAUAUUGUCGGAGAAAAAGGCACUUGAGUCUGAAAAGCAUGAUCUGAAUAUGAAAAUCCAUGCCCUACAAACUUCAACAAGAGAAUACCUUGAGGAGAUUCUUGAAGAAAUUCAAAAUUCAAGUUCUGGUUUAGAGGCUGAGAUACAACGUCGAAUGUCAGAAAAGGCGGAGCUUCUCAAGGAUAUCGGUGACUUGAAGAAUCUAUUGUGUUCAAUAAGUCUAUCAGAAGAUUCCUCCAUGAAAAGUUAACAGGACAUUUUUCUUGAACCAGAAGCAAUUGAUCGUCUGCGAAGUAAGCAGUCUGACAAUCUCUCUUUGUGCCUCAAUGACAUCAUACAAAUUAUACUUAGAGUUAAGCAACAAUGAGCAAGGAUGAAGGAUCACUCAAAAUUUUCCAACACAACUGCCAAAAUAUGCAUAUUCAUUUGUGUAAUAAUUCAUUUGUGUAAUAAUUCUUUUUACAGAUUAUACUUGAAGUUAAGCAACAAUGAGCAAGGAUGAAGGAUCACUCAAAUUAGACAACACAAUUGCCAAAAUAAAUAUCCAUAAUUCAUUCAUUAAAUA
This is a messenger RNA of Asparagus officinalis (garden asparagus), 1027 nucleotides long. RefSeq lists its product as uncharacterized. The transcript is spliced from 7 exons. The record is from RefSeq and is a predicted model, not a curated record. NCBI's taxonomy places the organism in Eukaryota, Viridiplantae, Streptophyta, Magnoliopsida, Asparagales, Asparagaceae. The coding region runs from base 77 to 712 and encodes 211 amino acids.